CUAGGAGAUCUGGAAGUUCCGGCCUUAGCAGAAAUAAUUGCGGCAUAAGUAGAACAGUGAGUAUACUUAGGUUGAGACCUAAAGCCUUUUAUCACUUAAAGUCAUUUAUUACUGUCACUGUCAUUAUCGCGUGAUAAAUAACGUAUGUUCUUUAAGUGCAAAUCAACAAUACGUUUAAGCCCUAUCUGUUCUACCAAGAUGGCAACCUCAGAAGUGAUGAAGGCCGUCGUUUUUGAUGGCCCAUAUAAGAUUUCUGUACGGGACAGACCCGUUCCUCAGAUCCAGAGUUCUCAGGAUAUCAUCGUGAAGGUCAACAUGACUGCUUUGUGUGGAUCAGAGCUACACUUGUACCGAGGCGUUGAGCCAACAGAACCAGAUUUUAUCAUGGGUCACGAAUUCACGGGUACUGUUGUUGCUUUGGGCUCUGAAGUCAAGACCGUGAAGAUUGGAGACAAAGUAGUCUCCCCCUUUACUGCUUCUUGUGGUGAAUGCUACUACUGUCAGAACGGUGGCUCGGCACGAUGCGUCAAGAGCCAGGCUCUUGAUUCUCCCAAUCUCGAUGGAGCUCAAGCCGAAUAUGUCCGCGUACCGUUCGCAGACGGAACUGUUAUCAAGGCACCUGAGGGAAUCCACGACCAGGCCCUUAUUCUGAUGGCCGAUAUCUUCCCCACCGGUUAUUUUGGUGUCAAGAGUGGAGUUGAGAUGAUGCCGAAGCUAGAGCUACGAGAUUCUACUAUCGUGGUAAUUGGAUGUGGCCCUGUUGGACUUUGCGCCAUUGCUGCUGCUGCAGUACUCAAGCCAAAGCAUCUGUUUGCUGUGGAUAGCGUUCAGAGCAGACUUGAGCAGGCUGCGAAGCUUGGUGCUGAACCUCUCAACUUCAUGGAGAGCAGGGGUGAAAUGAUUGAACGCGUAAAGUCAGUUACUGAUGGCAGAGGCGCUGAUAUAGUGGUGGAAGUGGUCGGGCUCUCGCCAGCACUUCGAACAGCAUUUGACUUGGUUCGCUCGUUCGGUGCUAUCAGUAGCAUUGGUGUUCACAACGCUGAGAUCCCUUGGUCAGGCAGUGACGCUUACAAUAAAAAUGUCCGUCUGCAGAUGGGACGCUGUCCCGUCAGAAGUAUCUUUCCAGAGGCAAUGGAAAUUCUGAAGCAAGAACAGCAUUCUCUCAACUUCCUCUUCGACAAUAUUCUUCCUUUGUCAGAGGCAGUUCGAGGCUACGAGCUGUUCAACGAGUCCAAGGUCCAGAAGAUUGUCUUCCAAGUCUGAAUUUUUAUGUAAGAUGGCCUCAGACCCUGACACUGCUUGUUAUCUUUAACCAUCCAUGGUGGCAUUUCUUAGAGAGGAAAAGUCUAAAUAAUCAAUUGUCUAAGUCUAC
Fusarium redolens is the source of this 1372-nucleotide messenger RNA. Its product is annotated as chaperonin 10-like protein. The record is from RefSeq and is a predicted model, not a curated record. The coding region runs from base 145 to 1263 and encodes 372 amino acids. Gene Ontology annotation, molecular function: oxidoreductase activity; zinc ion binding. The transcript is spliced from 7 exons. NCBI's taxonomy places the organism in Eukaryota, Fungi, Ascomycota, Sordariomycetes, Hypocreales, Nectriaceae.